UUAGUAUGAUGAAAGAUUUUCAAGAAAAUUUUGAAUGUUUUUUUGAAGUUGCUACUUGUGGCGAUAUAAUUUCAAUUUACAGAGGGAGGCCUAUUUGGGCAAAUUAUCAUCCAGAUAAACUUGUACUUCCAGCGGAGAUUCUUUUUAAUAAUGUCCCUUCGGCUAGGGGAGCCGUUCUUCAUUAUAUAGCUAAAUUGGUUCAUGAAACUGUCCAUUUAUAUUUUUCUGAAAAGGAGCGGAAAGAAGGAACUGGGAAAGGCAUUGAUUACACCAAUUUGGAAACUUCAGUUAAACAAUUAAUUUCAACUUUAAAUUCAUUUAAAGGAGAAAUCAAAACAAAAACAACUUCUUCUUUCCCUCUUUUAUUGCUUCAAUGGCUUUUUGAAUUAUGUGCAGAUUUAAGUCAUCAAAAUCACAACAGACCGUAUUUCAAUCUUCAAAGGCCUUUGCCUAGUGUUUUGCUUAAAGCGUUUCAACAAAUGCCUUGUAUUGUUGAUUUACUUUCGCUGAUGGAGAAUAUUUUUACUGAAAUGUUUGUUUUUUAA
Messenger RNA from Meloidogyne enterolobii, 545 nucleotides. The record is from the annotation of a GenBank genome assembly. NCBI's taxonomy places the organism in Eukaryota, Metazoa, Nematoda, Chromadorea, Rhabditida, Meloidogynidae.